GAGAGAGAGAGAGAGAGAGAGAGAGAGAGUUCUGUUAACAAAAGGGAACAAAACGAAGAGUAAAAUUACAUAGUCAGAAUAAGGUUUACAUUCUGGGAAUAAGACAAGUUACCUGACGAGUGAAGCUUAACACAGAGGAGGAGAAGAAAGAAAAACUGCUUGAAAGGCCUGGCUGGUUCAGGGACCAGUCCAAAGAGGAUCUGAGGAGGAAAACUAACCUAAGACCAAAUCCAGGAGUUACGAAGUGGAUCGAGACAAAGACCAGAUCUGAAAGACCUGAACUCUCCCUCAGGAUGUCAGUGUCUCGGAGUUGUCUGUGCUGUGUCAAAUAUUUGAUGUUUGUCUUCAACCUCAUCUUCUGGCUCGGAGGAUGCGGUCUCUUCGGCGUCGGAGUCUGGCUGUCCUUCACACAGGCAGAGUUCUCCUCUCUUCCCCUGUCCUUUCCCUCCCUCUCGGCUGCCAACCUGCUGCUGGUGGCUGGUGGCAUCACCAUGGUGACGGGCUUCCUGGGCUGCCUGGGAGCCCUGAAGGAGCAGCGCUGCCUGUUGGUCAUGUUCUUUGUGAUCCUCCUGCUCCUGGUCCUGACAGAGGUCACUCUGGUGUUGGUCAUACACAUCUUUCACGACAAGUUGGAUUCCAAAGCACAAGAUGAAUUAAAGGAAGGCAUGAAGAUUUAUGAGACAGAACCUGGACUGAAGAAAUCCUGGGACAAUGUCCAGAAAAUGUUCAAAUGCUGUGGAGUCACCAACAAGACAGACUGGUAUGAUGUGCUGAACGGAACACUGCCCUCGUCCUGCUGCUCUGUCGGGAAGGACCAGUGUGUCGACGGGUGGAGUGAGCCGUGCUACCAGAAGGCCAGACAGUGGCUGCUCGCUAACAUCCCUUCAGUCCUGGUGUUCGGAGUCUGUAUUGGUGUUGUGCAGAUCUUGGCCCUGGUGUUCUCCAUGCUGAUGUACUGUCAGAUUCUGUGUGCUGAGAAGCACCUGGACUGACUGCAGAGCAGCUGAUCACCGGCCUGUGGUGGGAAGCCUUUGCACUAACUCUUCAGGGAUCUCGGUCUGGUUCAAGGGUCCCCCUCAGAUCCCCCGACAAACCAGCAGUAUCUGACUAAAACCAGCAGUGGACACCAGUGGUCCGGACAAAGCCAGCAGUGACAGACUCUGCACUUGAGGGGAAACAGUAUUUUCUACAGAUAUGAAAUAAUAGAGUGAAAUUUGUUACAAAUGAUGUUUAUAAUAUCAAACAACAAGCAGUGCAUUAUGUUAUUCAGCAGGACUGACUGUGCUCACUAUUCAUAAUUCAGUUAUCUGGACUUCAUCAACCACCCAGGACUCAGAGACCAGAACAGAGGACCCUUCACUUCACCUGCUGGCUCACUUUGAGAAGGGAAAGCUUUAGACCAGCAGGCCUUGUAAAAAGUUUUUAAGUAGCACUGAGUUCACUUUGUUCAUGAUGUCAGUCUGAUAUGUUAUUCCUGUGAUAUAAGAGCACUUUCAACAUAUCUGUGUCAGAAACUACAGCUCUUAUUUCAGUCUCUAUUUACACCUGAGUUUAUCAACUGUAUCUGUUUCAUUGGAGCAUAUAUAUCAUUUCUCAUACAGUAUCAGUGCUGUAUUAUAGACCCUGUUUGAAUCAUAUAGUCGUGUUCCCACUGUGUUUGUGUUGCUCUUCAUUUUGUUCUCUGAUGUCUUCCAGGCAGAGAGAGUCUCCAAAUGAUCCAUAGAGAUUUGUGUGUCAGUCUGUGGUGGUAACACAUAAGACAGACUCCAUACACUAUAGUACAGGUGAACUCGUGUUAUUUGGGGGACUUAAUGAGCAUUAAUUAGCCUCACAGCUACAAACAGACCACAACAUGUGCUGGAUGAAGGAGGGAUGCAGGUCUUACCUGAACCCAGGUGAGCUCCAUUAGCUCUACACAGAGUCGACUCACUCCACUGGGUGGUUGAUACCAGUUCGUCUGAAAAGACCAAAACCGACAAUGACUUUCUUCUACUUAACAAGGACUGUAGCCUGAUACAGCUGGUUUCUGUGCCACUAACAAAAACUGAUAAAUACAAAGAGCCACACUGCUGCACUGACUUCCUUCAGUUUAUUCUGAACCAACUCAAACUAUGCUCAUUGUGUUUGUUUUGCUGAUAUGAUCAGUGUUAUGGCCUCCCUGACAAAAUGAAAGGCUCAACUGGAGACCGGAACAUUUAAAAGAUGCCAAGACAGAGAUGCCAAGAACAAAGAAUUUAUGUUAUUUCAAACAUAGCCAAAACAUACUCAAAAAUACUAAAGAAAUCAAAAAGCGUGGAGAUCCCUGCCAAAAAGAACAAAAGAAAGGCAGGCCACUGAGCCAGCCACGCCACGGGCCGUCACACUCAGGUACUCCCCCCUCAACUGCCUAAUGCAAACUAAACUAAAACAAAAACCGAUACCUGGACUACCACUGAUUUCCAACCCAGAAACUAAAACAACGAAACUCAACAUUCUGAACCAUGCUGGGAAGGAAGAACAACAUGGGGGAGAGGAGUCCACCCCCGAGCAGAAACCCUCUCCGCUCCUCUGUCCCUCCUUUUAUAUCAGGAUGCCGUGCGUAACAAUCGGCUGAUCGGUGGUCAGAUGUUGCUGCAGCUGCACUGACACUUCUCUAGCUUUAAAAAUCUCUGAGGGUUUGAUUUGCCUGAAUCUGAAUCUGUUUAAAUAGAUGCUCCAGAUUUAGAUCCAGCUGAGCUCGUUUGGUGUCUGUUCAUGAACACCACCACCAAAUGAAGAGGUGUAUGAAACAAAGGUCAUUUCUGAAGAUGCUUUUAUAUAAAAAGGAGAAAAAACAAAUGAACGGAUCUUUAAAAAAAAUCUUUUUUUAAUCCCUUUUACAGAAAUAAUACAAAAUAUUUUCCAGACAAAAAGUGAAAUCAAAAAUCAAAAUCUUUUCUUAUAUACUAUGUAACAUGUGUCUGACUCUUUGUGUAGCCUGUGUCUUUAAGAUAAGGUGAAUAAACCAUUACAAACUAACAGUGCAGAUGUCUCAUGUAAAAUACCCUCAUAAUAAAUAACUUGUAAAUACACAAUAAAAUUGCUUGUACACACA
Molecule: messenger RNA, 3073 nt
Organism: Seriola dumerili (greater amberjack)
Lineage: Eukaryota; Metazoa; Chordata; Actinopteri; Carangiformes; Carangidae
Gene: tspan4b
Product: tetraspanin-4-like
Exons: 8
Coding region: 294-992 (232 amino acids)
Cellular component (GO): membrane
Source: RefSeq, a predicted model, not a curated record